AUGGAGACCUCUUUUCUUCUCUCGCCGGCGGAGGUGCUGAAACAUUUCGGUGUCUCGGAGCGCUCUGGCUUGUCUAGCUCCCAGGCAUCGGAAUCAAGACAGAAAUAUGGCCCAAAUGCCCUCGCCGAAGAACCUCCAACUCCUCUAUGGGAGCUGGUGCUCGAACAAUUCAAGGACCAGCUCGUCCUCAUUCUUCUAGGUUCGGCCGCAGUUUCAUUUGUCCUUGCUCUUCUCGAGGAUAGCGACGACUGGACUGUUUUUGUCGACCCUGCAGUGAUUUUAACCAUUCUCAUUCUCAAUGCGAUCGUCGGCGUGACUCAAGAAAGCAGCGCCGAGAAGGCAAUUGCGGCUCUACAGGAAUACUCAGCGAACGAGGCUAAAGUUGUUCGAGAUGGUGCAGUUCAGCGCAUCAAGGCCGAAGACCUGGUACCUGGAGAUAUAGUUCACGUUGCGGUAGGGGAUCGCGUCCCCGCUGACUGCAGGCUACUUGCUAUUCACAGCAACAGCUUUCGGGUGGACCAAGCUAUUCUCACUGGUGAAAGUGAGAGUGUAAGCAAAGAUACUGGUGCGGUCAAGGAUAAACAGGCUGUGAAGCAGGAUCAGACCAACGUCCUAUUCUCGGGUACCACUGUCGUCAAUGGAAAUGCUACGGCCAUCGUCGUUUUGACUGGCUCAUCGACCGCAAUCGGUGAUAUCCAUGAAAGUAUUACUUCUCAGAUCUCGGAACCUACUCCAUUGAAACAGAAACUCGACGAUUUCGGUGAUAUGCUCGCUAAAGUGAUCACUGUCAUUUGCAUUCUGGUCUGGGUCAUUAAUGUCGAGCAUUUCAAUGAUCCUUCCCACGGUGGAUGGGCUAAAGGUGCUAUCUAUUAUCUCAAGAUCGCCGUGUCUCUUGGAGUGGCUGCCAUUCCCGAAGGGCUCGCCGUUGUCAUAACUACCUGUUUGGCUCUCGGGACUCGCAAAAUGGCACAAAAGAAUGCCGUGGUCCGCUCUCUACCUUCUGUCGAGACCCUCGGAAGCUGCAGUGUGAUAUGCUCCGAUAAAACCGGAACUUUGACAACCAACCAAAUGAGUGUUGGGAAGCUCGUCUACCUGUCUCAACUGGGGACCGACGUCGAGGCCAUUGACGUAGAAGGCACAACUUUCGCGCCUGAGGGAAACCUUUCCGUCAAUGGCAAGGUUGUUACGAAUCUGGCGGCCUCUUCUUCGACCGUCCGACAGAUGACCGAGGUCAUGGCCCGUUGCAACGCUGCUGCACUUGGUCACGAUGAGAAAACCGGCGUGUUCUCGUGCAUUGGCGAGCCCACAGAAGGAGCGCUUCGUGUUCUUGUUGAAAAGAUCGGUACCGAUGAUGUUGCUACCAACAAUAAGCUUCUCAGCUUGCCUACUUCGCAAAAACUACACGUUUCGAGUGACUAUUAUGAAUCUCGUUUGCCCCUGCAGGCAACAUACGAGUUCUCGCGCGACCGAAAGAGUAUGUCUGUUCUGGUGGGUUCUGGAAAUAAUCAGAAGCUCCUUGUCAAGGGUGCACCCGAAUCUAUCCUCGAUCGCUGCUCCCAGGCUCUUCUUGGGCCAAGUGGCUCCCGCGUAAAUCUGACCAAAGCCCACUUUGAUCUUUUGUCUGCUAAGGUCGUGGAGUACGCGAGCCGUGGCCUUCGUGUGAUCGCAUUGGCAAGCGUCGAUGACGUGGCAUCGAACCCUCUUCUUCAUAAAGUCAGUACGCCUGAGGAUUACGUCCAGUUGGAACGGAACAUGACUCUCAUCGGUCUUGUUGCGAUGCUUGACCCUCCUCGUGUGGAGGUGGCCGACUCGAUCAAGAAGUGUGCCCAAGCUGGCAUUCGUGUGAUUGUGAUCACUGGUGAUAACCAAAACACCGCAGAAUCAAUCUGCCGUGAAAUUGGUGUUUUUGGAAAGGCUGAGAACCUCGAAGGCAAGAGUUUCACCGGAAGACAGUUUGAUAGCCUCUCGCACAGCGAACAACUUGAGGCCGUCCGGAAUGCUUCGCUUUUCUCGCGUACUGAGCCUUCUCACAAGUCUAAGCUCGUGGACCUCCUACAAUCUCUUGGCCAUGUGGUUGCAAUGACUGGUGAUGGCGUUAACGAUGCUCCUGCCCUGAAGAAGUCAGAUAUCGGUGUCGCCAUGGGCACUGGUACUGACGUGGCCAAACUUGCUGCUGAUAUGGUUCUCGCCGAUGAUAACUUUGCUACUAUUACUGUCGCCGUUGAGGAGGGCCGCUCGAUCUACAGCAAUACUCAGCAGUUUAUCCGGUACCUUAUCUCAUCGAACAUCGGAGAGGUUGUGUCUAUUUUCCUCACUGCCGCCCUGGGUAUGCCAGAGGCUUUGGUUCCUGUGCAGCUUCUCUGGGUCAACCUGGUAACCGAUGGUUUGCCUGCCACUGCCCUCUCCUUUAACCCUGCGGACCAUGACGUUAUGCGACGACCCCCUAGGAGGCGCGAUGAGCCCCUUGUUGGCGGCUGGCUUCUUUUCAGAUAUAUGGUUGUCGGUACCUAUGUUGGCGCGGCUACUGUCUUUGGUUAUGUUUGGUGGUUCCUUUACAACCCAGAGGGCCCUCAGAUCUCUUUCUGGCAACUGUCUCACUUCCAUAAAUGCUCCGCGCAGUUUCCCGAGAUCGGUUGUGAGAUGUUCUCAAACGAGAUGUCGCGCUCUGCAUCAACCGUUUCACUAUCGAUUCUUGUCGUGAUUGAGAUGUUCAACGCGAUGAACGCGCUCUCGUCCAGCGAAUCCCUCCUCACAUUCGGUCUCUGGAACAACCUGAUGCUCGUUUAUGCCAUCAUCCUCUCGAUGGCUCUUCACUUUGCUAUUCUAUAUAUCCCCUUCCUGCAAAAUCUAUUUGCAAUUCUCCCAUUGGAUUGGAUUGAAUGGAAGGCAGUCCUGGCAAUCAGUGUCCCCGUUAUGUAA
Messenger RNA from Aspergillus versicolor CBS 583.65, 2919 nucleotides. RefSeq names its product calcium-transporting ATPase. Gene Ontology annotation, cellular component: membrane. Bases 1 to 2919 code for a protein of 972 amino acids. Gene Ontology annotation, molecular function: ATP hydrolysis activity; P-type calcium transporter activity; ATP binding. NCBI's taxonomy places the organism in Eukaryota, Fungi, Ascomycota, Eurotiomycetes, Eurotiales, Aspergillaceae. The record is from RefSeq and is a predicted model, not a curated record. Gene Ontology annotation, biological process: calcium ion transmembrane transport; intracellular calcium ion homeostasis. The transcript has 4 exons.